This is a messenger RNA of Scatophagus argus, 2686 nucleotides long. RefSeq names its product glycerate kinase (gene glyctk). NCBI's taxonomy places the organism in Eukaryota, Metazoa, Chordata, Actinopteri, Scatophagidae. Gene Ontology annotation, molecular function: glycerate kinase activity. Gene Ontology annotation, cellular component: cytoplasm. The coding region runs from base 1047 to 2615 and encodes 522 amino acids. Gene Ontology annotation, biological process: protein phosphorylation. The record is from RefSeq and is a predicted model, not a curated record. The transcript has 5 exons.
AUAGUGCGAAAAUUUGCUCAGACACGGACAACAUAUACAGUGACGUAUUAAGUCGAGCAAACGAAACGUCACAGCGGUUCAAAUUUGUGUCGGUUUAAAAUCGAAUCUCUGAUGUUAAGAUGUUCUCUAAAAGGCUUAUUAAACUAAUUCAACGAGAGGGCAAACGGCUAACUUGUGUGUGUGUUUUCUGCUGCUUGAUCGUCGUUUUUUGUCUGAUAUUUUGUAUUCAAAAUUUGAAGACAUGUAAUGUCAGAGUGUUAUCCGUUGUCAUUUAUGUAAACGUGUUCAAUUUGAUUACAUGGGCAGGUGAUAUUGGAUUAAAUCCUCUAUCACAAAAUAUGGCGUCACCAUACCGUGAUUAUUACAUUUUGUGAAGAAAUUAAUUUAAAAUGGUUAAUAGUUUAAAUAAUCAGAUGGAGAUAUUUUUGGCUCAUCUAAUGCCCGGUAAAUCAAAGUACUUCAUAGUGGUGCAAAAUGCAAAAGUUUAAAAUCAUUAAAAUGGAAUAUUGCUGUAAAACUGUCGUGCUUAUUGAUUUGCAACAUUGCCCUCAGUGGCCUCAACCAGAGAUGAGGGACCAAAGACACCACAGUAUAAACACAAAAAAAGACAAAAUAGGUCAUUUAUUCAUAUGAUCUACCCUCAGUGGGUAGUGUCAUAUUUCUUUGGAGUCAAAGCCCGUUGCACACUGUGCACAUGAAUUUCACCACUGUCUUCAGUGUUACACCAACACUAAACUAACUUCUAGUGUCACUGACACCUCAUUUGUGUUCACCCAGCAUGAGGGAUUAAAGAAAAAAAAAAAAUCAAAUAACUAUUGAAACGAAUACAGAGCCGUGCGCCCGGUCAUUUGAUGUGUCCUGUGGUCCAUUCAAGUCAAUCAUUACCCACAGGUUACACAACACAAGUCAGUAUUUGGUCAGAUUUUUGCAACACUCCCUGACUGGUGAGCUGCCGUGCACAAAACAGGCUUCUGCAGGAAUCUACAGGCUUUAUAUCUCAUUUAGAACUUCACAGGUGAUCUCUGCUUAGACCCACUGAACAGUCCAUGGCCCGUGUUCUCACCCUUUGUCGGCCUUGGCCUUUUCUAGCCCUCGUUUGCAGAAGAAAACCCACAUUGUGCAAAAUGUCAAUGGACUCACGGGCACGCGGGAUGUUUGCAGCUGCAGUGGAAGCUGUGCAGCCUGAUACUGUGAUCCGACAGAGUAUAGAGCGCAAGGAGGACUCAGUUAUUAUCAGUGGUCAGAAAUUCACACUCAAGCACAACCUGCACUUGGUGGGCUUUGGAAAAGCUGUACUGGGUAUGGCUGCUGAGGCAGAGAGGAUUGUGGGAGAUCACUUGGUGAAAGGAAUAAUAAGCGUGCCAUAUGGGAUUCAGCAGACAUUACAGCAGCAUGGGAAAGACCAUCUGUUGUUGAAAGAAAACAGUCGCAUCAAAGUAAUGGAAGGAGCAAAACACAACUUGCCCGAUGCUGAUGCCCAGAAGGCAGCUGAAGGGAUCAGGCAGUUAGCCAGUGAGCUGACGGAGAAAGACCUGCUACUUGUAUUGAUUUCAGGUGGAGGCUCUGCACUAUUACCUGCGCCCAUCCCACCAAUCUCACUGCAGGAGAAACUUGAUGUUACCCGCAAACUUGCAGCUGCUGGUGCCACCAUUCAAGAGCUGAACACUGUGCGACGCGCCUUGUCUUUCUUAAAGGGUGGAGGACUUGCACAUUGUGCUCACCCUGCCCAGGUGAUUGCACUGAUAUUAUCUGAUGUAAUUGGGGACCCUUUGGACUUGAUUGCCAGUGGUCCCACAGUGUGGAGUGAGGUAUGGCCUGAAGAAGUUUUGUCAAUUCUUGAACGUUACAAGCUGUUGAACUGUCUUCCAGCCUCAGUAAAGGAAGUCCUUGGGAGACCUAGUCCACGGGAGAGUAAGGAUAAAUCUAAUUCAUCAGGGCACGUUCUCAACACUGUGAUUGGCUCCAACAGCCUUGCUCUCAGUUGUGCAGGUCGCCGGGCUCGAGAGCUAGGUUUCCGCCCUGUUGUGCUGUCACCAGGGGUUUGUGGUGACGUAAGGUCAGUCUCCAGACUUUAUGGCCUCCUGGCUCGCUUUGCUUGUUCUCAAGAUGAACCUCCUCCAGAGAUUGCUGCUGAGUUGCUAAAGCUGGGGCCUGAAGUAGGUGUGGAGAGCUGGGACCUCUGCCGUACUAUGCAGGUCUUGGAUGAAGGGCGUACAGAAGGAUGGGGUGCCACGUGCCUGUUAGCUGGAGGUGAGCCCACUGUGGAGCUGACAGGCAUGGGCCAAGGUGGUCGAAACCAGGAGCUGGCUCUGCGAGUGGGAAUGGAGCUGAGGGGCCUGGAGCACCUGCCUAAUGGUCCUGUCUUCCUGAGUGGUGGAACUGAUGGUCAGGAUGGACCCACUGAGGCAGCAGGAGCCAUCACUGAUGCAGGGUUGUAUGAAGAGGCCCAAGCACAGGGGCUGGACAUUGAAAACUUCCUUACCAACAAUGAUUCCUACACUUUUUUUACACGUCUUUCUGCUGGGCAGCACUUACUUGUGCCUGGUUUAACCUGCACUAAUGUGAUGGAUGUACAUAUGCUACUCAUACCACCAGUUCCAAUAAAAAUAAGAUAAUUCCAGACCACAUGAAAUAAAAUAAACAAAGUCCAGUGGAUCUGGAUAAGUAAAGUACUCCAUCUGACCUG